Jaminaea rosea is the source of this 1233-nucleotide messenger RNA. Its product is annotated as heme-dependent catalase. The transcript is spliced from 3 exons. The coding region runs from base 1 to 1125 and encodes 374 amino acids. Lineage: Eukaryota; Fungi; Basidiomycota; Exobasidiomycetes; Microstromatales. The record is from RefSeq and is a predicted model, not a curated record. Gene Ontology annotation, molecular function: heme binding.
AUGUCUUCUGGAAAGUAUGUCAAGUGGGACGAGCCCAAGGUCGAGCACGGCGCUGGACCUGAAGAGGAUGCCCUGAUCCACGAGAUCGAGCAGCAAAUUAAUACCUGCCAGAAUGCAGUCUGGGCCGAGUCCCGCCACGCUUACAGCGGCACUCACGUCAAGUCGCACGCCUUCCUCAAGGGCGAAUUCGAGAUCCUGUCCGGCCUCCCCACCGAGCUGGCACAGGGCAUGUUCGCCAAGCCGGGCAAGCACAACGCAGCCAUGCGCUUCUCCACCGAAACGACGGCAAUGAUCGACGACCGUGUUCGCCAGCCUCGCGGUAUCGGACUCAAGGUCUUCGAAGUCGAGGGCGAAAAGUUGCGCAACGAUGGCGUCGAUCCAAAGACGCAAGACUUCGAGUUCAACUCGUGUCCCGUCCUUGAGCUGGCCAACGCAAGGACCUGCCGCGAUAUCAUUGCGCUCAGGCUGAAGCAUGGGGGCUGCCCUGCUGACCUGGAUGGGGCACUCAAGAAGCGCGACGACUAUGAGGUCCAGGACGGGCGUAACCAUAUCCCCGCCGUGAACCUGCUGGGCCAGCGCCAGUACGGCCAGGCGGCUUUCAGGUGGGGAGACUACGUGGCCAAGUACGCCUUGAUUCCUUCGCCGAGCCAGGUGAGCGACAAGGAGCUCUCGGACAAGGACAGUGGGCACGCAUUCAGCGAGCAGUUGCGCAAUCACUUUGCCAAGAAUGGCGCCGAGUGGGACUUCCAAGUCCAGCUCUUGGAACGCUCCUUCUUCGAGAAAGAGCCCGAGUGCGUUGAAGACGCCCGCAUCAACUGGCCGCAAAAGGAGUACCCCUUCGUCACCGUAGCCAAGCUUCGCAUCCCCGCGCAAGAGAGCAUGAUGCCCGCUCGCCGCGUCUUCUGGGAGGAUCGUCUGCGUCUCAAUCCUUGGGAUGGCCUCAAGGUCCACUUGCCCCUUGGUAGCAUCAAUCGAGUCAGGAAGGGAGUCUACAGAGCCUCAGCUGUUCACCGUAGGAAGUUGAACGCGACUUUCGCGGUGGACUGCACGAGUAUUGACGACAUCCCUGAUGAGAAGCCGAUUGAUGAGGAACUCAAGAAGGCGGGCGUGCCUAUUAUGGCUUGAGCUUGGCGGCGAGGGGCCAAUGAUUAUCAUCUUCUCUUUUGCGCUUCGUGACGACCUGAAAUGUAUCAUCAUGCGUGUCUGUCAUUAGUGAUCUGCUUGCAGUGUUUC